Molecule: messenger RNA, 1845 nt
Organism: Periophthalmus magnuspinnatus
Lineage: Eukaryota; Metazoa; Chordata; Actinopteri; Gobiiformes; Gobiidae
Gene: casp10
Product: caspase 10, apoptosis-related cysteine peptidase
Exons: 13
Coding region: 169-1776 (535 amino acids)
Biological process (GO): negative regulation of extrinsic apoptotic signaling pathway via death domain receptors; proteolysis
Molecular function (GO): cysteine-type endopeptidase activity; protein binding
Source: RefSeq, a predicted model, not a curated record
GCACGCUCACAAACUAUUCUCUGUUUUAUACAUUACUUUUCUUCAGUAUUGUGUUGACUCUUUUUGACAAUCCAUAUAUAUUAGUAACCUAUAAAAAAAUAAAACUAAUGAAUCUAUAGUCACUCGCCUGCUGCUGACAAAAGGACUGGAUCUGGUUCAAAACAGGAAAUGGAUUUUCAGAGGGUGCUAUUACAAAUAGGGCAGUCUUUGUCGUUGGAGGAGCUGAAGGCCCUGGCGUUCCUGUGCAGAGAUGUCUCUCAACGCAGAUUGAACUCCCUUGAACUCUUCAGUGAUCUGUGCUCCAGCCUUUCAGACCAAGACCUGCUCUCACCCGACAACCCCCAGCUCCUGCAAGAGCUGCUCCUGACCAUACAACGACCACGUCUACUCCGAUACCUCCAACAAACUCAUCCAGGACCAAUGACACAGCUUAUCUCACCAUACAGGAAGCUGCUGUACAAUCUCUCUGAAGAUAUCACAGAUGAAGACCUGAGAAAUAUCAAAUUCCUUUUAAACCAAAACCUCCCAAGAAGAAAGUUGGAUGAAAGUGUUACAACUUUGGAGCUUUUCAUGGAGAUGGAGCACAUGGAUCUCCUCAGUGAAUUUAAUCUGGAUUUACUGCAGGAGAUAUUUCAGUCAGUGUGUCCUGUGUUGAAUGAGAAAAUCACUCGCUAUAAGGAACAAGCUAUGCGUGUGCCAUCUGGUUUUGAAGAAAUUAAUUCAUCGACUUCCAUGUCAUUUCCCAUGGAUCAGAACCAGAAUUCUUUAUAUGGCCAGCCUCUAUAUGGAGAGAGCAAUGUGUCGAGCUUUCAGGUAACACCUCAGCUUCCAACUGAUCCCCAAAAUGCCUCUGUGGAUUUUCCACAUGGAUUAUGUUCUCUGUCACUCGAGCAAGUCCGUGACCCAAACAUCGUGCCAAAUUGUUCCUCAUUAAAAGAAGAUGCAGAAACCUCUGAAAAAACAGCCUCUGUGGUUAAUUUUUCCACUGGAGUCAGAAAUGAUGAGGAAAUAGAAACAUAUCCCAUGACUGGAGCAAAAAGAGGCAUUUGUUUGAUUAUAAACAAUUAUGACUUCAGCAAUAAGAAGAGGCGUGAAGGGACACAAAUUGAUCAAGAAUGCCUGGAGCGAGUCUUCCAGUGGCUGGGCUUUGAUGUGGAGGUCCAUCAUGACUGCACCAGGGAGUACAUGCUGUCAGUGAUGGAGAAGCUUAGCAGCAGAGACCACAGAGACAUGGACUGUGUGGUGUGCUGCAUUCUGAGCCAUGGUCUGGAGGGGGGCGUGUUAGGAGUAGAUGGUCAAAAUGUUCCCAUCAAGCAGCUGACUAUGUUUUUGAAUGGAUCCAAAUGCCCCUCUCUUGUUGACAAGCCAAAAAUCUUUUUCAUCCAAGCUUGCCAGGGUGUCCUUGAACAGCAAGCGGUCAGAAUUGAGACAGAUGACCCUACUCCUUGCAUUGAAAGUGAUGCUGCUAAAGUUGACGACUCGAUCCCGGCUGAUGCUGAUUUCUUAUUGGGAAUGGCAACAGUUCCUUCAUUUGUUUCCUACAGAGAAAGGAAAAGCGGCACAUGGUUUAUUCAGGCUUUGUGUAAAAACCUCAUCCAGCUGGUACCCAGGGAAUUGGACCUGGUUUCCAUCCUGACCAAGGUGAAUGCAGAUGUCAGCCAAAAGACGGGUUAUCAGUAUGGACCAAAAAAACAGAUGCCUCAACCAGCCUUUUCACUGCGAAAGAAAGUGAUCUUCCCUGUACCUUCAGCCUGUCCUCCUAGACUGUGGCAAUGACAACCGUUAGAAAAAAAACAUUUGGAAUGAUUUUAUUGUAUGUUUUUUAAUAUGCAGAAAAUAAAUAGG